UAACACCAAAAGAAGGUGCUCAAGUUGAAUUGAAUGCAGCUACUGGUGAAGCUAAAUUAUCAAUUCCGAAAGUUGAUUUACAACAACAUGCAGGAACAGUAACAUGUCGUCUUGAAAAUCCACAUGGAACUCAAGAAGAAACUGUUCGACUUGAUAUUCUUGCUGCUCCACUUAUCACAACACAAUUACCAAAACAAGAAGAAACAGUUAGUGGAAAAGACGUUACAUUACGAGUUGUUGUACGUGGUUCUCCACGACCAGAAGCACAAUGGUUCUUUAACGAUACGCCAAUAGCACCAGAGAAUACUUCAUAUGAUGAAGAAAAGAGUGAAUAUCAACUAUUGUUGAAAGAAACGUCUGUUACUGCUAAUGAAGGAACAUAUCGAGUAGUAUUGAAGAAUGAACUUGGAGAAACGGAAUCAACACCAUGUGUAUUGACCGUAUUGGAACCAGUUAAAUUAACAAAGAUUUCUCCAACAUCAGAAGUAAUUGAUUUGAAAGUUGGUGAACCAUUUGAGAUCUGCGCUGAUGUUGAUGGAAAAGAAGCGCCUAAAGUACAAUUAUUAAAAGAUGGUAAAGAAGUUAAAUUUACAAGCAUUGAAGGUCCACGACAUGUGUAUUCGGUAACUGAGGUGAAACCUGAACAUCAAGGUGUAUACAAAUUGACGGCAAAGAACAAGACAUCAACAGAAGAAGCAAGCUUGACACUCAAUGUCACUGCACCUUUGAGCGUACCACAACCAUUAACGGAUAUUAACGUACUUCUUGGUCAACCUGGUACUUUCAAUCUGACAUGUGAUGCAUUUCCUACACCAAAAGUUACAUGGUUCUUCAAUGAUACUGAAUUGAAAAACUCUCCAAAACACAAAAUUGAAACAAAACAAAAUGUAUUUUCUCUAACUGUUAACAAAUGUGAUCAUCCUGAUGUUGGUAUUUAUCGUGCAUAUAUCGACAAUGGUAUUGAUCACACUGAACAAACUGCUAAGCUUCACGUUGGAGUCAAACCGAAAGUUGAAGCCGCAAAACCAGCUAAUGAUCAGACAUGCAUUAUUGGUCAAGAUACUCAAAUCUCAUGGAAAUUUAGUGGUAUUGAAAAACCUCAAGUUACUUGGCUCUUCAAUGGACAACCAUUACCGACUAAUGAACGCUUU
Messenger RNA from Rotaria sp. Silwood2, 1151 nucleotides. The record is from the annotation of a GenBank genome assembly. Lineage: Eukaryota; Metazoa; Rotifera; Eurotatoria; Philodinida; Philodinidae.